This is a messenger RNA of Styela clava, 2938 nucleotides long. Lineage: Eukaryota; Metazoa; Chordata; Ascidiacea; Stolidobranchia; Styelidae. The record is from RefSeq and is a predicted model, not a curated record.
UAUAUACUUUUAUUCUACAGAUCAGGUUAUAUACUAGCUGCAUUUUUUGUGUUUGGACAAUGUCUUGGAUUGCAGAUUUGGCUGGAAAAGCAGAAUCUCUGCUGAACAAUAUCGAUCAAACAGCAGCUGGUGCCAUCAAUGCAAAUGAUACACUAUCAGCAUUGAAGCCAUCUCCUUCCCCAAAACCAAGUAGAAGAAAACCUGAAUCACCGAUAAGUUACAGACACUCUAUUGCUCAAAUUGAUUACACAGAGCAGUCACCUAUCUCUGUACCAGGGGAGAUAAAAGCAAGCAGAAAACCAUCCUUUACAAAACUUGAAUCUGUCAAAGAAAAAACAAAACCGAGUGUUAAUAAAAAAGAUACUGAUGCUGCAUUGUUUGAUUUCUUAAAUAGUAAUGAAAAGUCUUCCCCUCGCUCCACAAGAUCGAAAACGACAAAAAGUGGAGUUCAAAAAAGUACUAGUUCCACUAGUUUGGCGUCUUCCACUGGACAAAUUGAAAAACCAAAACGACAAGAAAGCAAAAUAGAUGUAACUUCUCAAAAAGCUGAGGAAGCUCAAAUAUUACAAGCUCCUCAAUUAGCAGCUUUUCACAUUUCACGUAGUUCUAGUAUUGAUUCUGUCAAUUCAAAAGGUGCUGUGAAUAAAUCGACAAAUGAUAAUGGUUCAAGUUCCUCAGAGCCUAAUGAGGCAUUUUCCGAAGCGGAUAUGAUUUCUUAUCCCAUUGACUCGACAGCUUCCGAGAGUGAGUUUGAGUUAGUAAGCAAUGCUGCUGCGAGUAGCAAUCCAGCAUCUGAAAGAGACUCGGGAGAAGAAGCAUCUACUGAUACAGCAGACAAAAGUCUGAUUACAAGUUUAAAAAUGGAAAAUCGAAUGUUACAGAAUGAAAUAAAGGCUUUGCAUCAAGAAAUGAAAUCAUUGAGUGAAAGAAGUAUUCGCUCUAAAACAGAGACUGAGAAGCGAGCCAGUGAUUUACAGCGUAAAUACGAUGACAUGAUGGAAAAAUAUCAUGUGAAAAAUUCACAAAUGGAAGCAAUGAAUAUUGAAGUUAACGACCUGGACAAUGAAAAUAGAACAUUGAAGCAAACGAUAAAAAAUCUUCAGAAUGAGCGAGAGAGAAUAAUUGACGAUCAGACUGCAGGAUCUGGGAUGCAUGCUCAAGCUUUAGAGCAGUUGAGAUCAAGAUUAGAAGAAGCAGAAUCAGCGUUGAUUCGAGAGAGAGAUUUUAAUAGAACUUUGAAAGAAGAUUCUCUCAGAGAAAGAGAAAAACAAGAAUCGGAAAGCCGGAAACUUGCUGAAAAUCUAAGAAAAAGUGAAAGAGAAAGGCAAGCGGAGAAAAAACGUAUGGAUGAUAUGUCCAAAGAAAUAAAUCAUUUGCAAACAAGUCUGGCAUCAAACAAACAUGAGUUAUCUGAUUAUAAACAAAAAGCAUCAAGAAUAUUACAGUCCAAAGAACGAUUGAUAGCAAGUUUGAAAGGAGGCAGUGAAAUAGAUUUAAGUGCAUCAACAACAACAUCGAUAGAAUUAGAAGAAAUAAAACAAGAAAGGGAUUCUCUAAAAGAAGAUCUGAUGACUGCCAGAGCGGAACUUAUACAAAUGAGACAUGAAUUUCAGGACAUGGAAGGCCAAUACCAGCAAGAGAAUUCAGUUUUGCAAGAAGAGGUCGAAGAACUGCGUAGAAAUGUCGAUGAAGAAAUGAGAGCAAAACGAGAAGCUGAAGCAGAUGUUGGAAGAUAUGAACAGGAUUUGAGAAGAUCAAAAGAAGAAGCAACGAGAGCACGAGCUGCUGCAAAUGAACGACUUCAAGAUAAAGAUGAGGAAAUCAAAAAACUUAGAAGUCAGUUAAUGAUGAAAAGUCGAAAUGCACCUGAUGAAUCAGAAUUGGAAUCCAGGUUGCGACAACUCACAGAAACAUUGAUUCAAAAACAAACUCUUGUAGAGACAUUGGCAACGGAGAAAAGCUCAAUGGUUCUACAAUUGGAAAGAGCUGAGGGACAAAUCAAGAGACUUAGCCAAGAAAAUAGUACACAAAUACAAGCAGCAUCAAACGAUGGGGGUGAGAGUGCUGGUGUCCACAACAGACAUACUGGCGGUUCUACAAUGUUUAAUUUUUCCAAUGGAACUGAUCAUGGGGUUGUUGGUCAUGUCAGAAAAGCGGCUUCAGCAGUUGAUCGCUUCAGUGUUCGACUCGGUGUGUUUUUAAGAAGAUAUCCGAUUGCAAGGCUGUUUGUUAUUGUUUAUAUGGGUUUAUUACAUUUAUGGGUUAUGAUUGUACUUCUCACUUAUUCACCUGAAGUUCACGGACACGACUACCAAGGACAUUUAUCACAAGACGGUAAAAUUAUCGAACAUCACGCAGAACAUGGUCUACCCAAUGAUGGAUAAAAUUCAUUGUUUUUAAUUUAUAAGAAGUUACCCUGUAGCAUUUUAUAUUGACUCUUGCACUUUCUGGAUAAAUAUAGUCAGUUUGGGUUACGGUGCUGACGUAUUGGUAUUUUUUUAUGUAUGUAAACAGAGAAUACAUGCUUUAUCAUAGAUGUGAUCACAUGUAAUGCUGCUUUACAUUCCCAACUCGUAUGCAUCUGAGAUGCAUUUUAUAUGCAUAUGCUUGUAUCUAACUUUAUGAGUAAUGAUAUGCCUGGCUAUUUGCUGUGUAACUUUUGCAUAAAGGCGUAACCAUUAUUGUAAUUCUAACAAACUUUUUGUUCUGCCAUGUUUAUCCAGUCAGGUUAUCAACAGUUGAACACACAAAUUUCAAACCCUGUUUUUACAUUCUAUUACAGUAAUGACACAAUCUCUUUUACUAUCAUCAUAAGUGGUGCCGUGGUCAAGUUUAUUAUUCGCUAAUUUUCCUCUUCGCUGUAUAUUGUAAUUUACGCCCAUUCACCUAUUACAGUAAAAUAAUAUAUUUGUGCAAUAAUAAAAGGUUUAUUAAUAAA